This is a messenger RNA of Camellia sinensis, 705 nucleotides long. NCBI's taxonomy places the organism in Eukaryota, Viridiplantae, Streptophyta, Magnoliopsida, Ericales, Theaceae. The record is from RefSeq and is a predicted model, not a curated record.
CCAACGUGGCUACUUGUAUUGGAAGCCUUGUUUACAUUUGUAAGUCUCUACAACUCUCGUGGUGGGUGGCCAACAGAAAUUUAUGGUUCUGUUUCCUUGUUAAACCUCUCUGUGUGUGUAUCCAUGUUUAGGGGAAGGCUCCUCUUUGCUGCUGGUUACAUAAGCCUUCUUGUUCAUGUUCUCUUUUGUGUAAAUUGUUGUAAUUCUUCUUCUUGUGGAGAUAUCCAUAACAUCCGUUUCCCCUUUCGACUCAAAUCCGACCCAGUUGAUAAUUGUGGAUACAAGAAUGUGGAACUUGAGUGCGAAAACAAUCGGACAGUAGUAUACUUGUUUUCUGGUAAAUACUACGUGCAGGCCAUCAACUACUAUGAAACUGGCUUCGGCACCAUCAGCCUGGUGGAUGUGGGGAUACAGAGGAAUAAUUGCUCUUCUCUUCCUCUUCAUUCUUUAACUCCUACUAAAUUUCCUAAAAUAGGAGGUCCCAUAGAUUACUAUAUUUAUCCAGAAUCAUUUGUAGCGUUAGUGAGUUGUGAAAAACCAGUGAAAUCUCCUCUCUACAUAGACACUACUAGUAAUAUUAGUACUGCUUUCUGUGAAAACAAAGGAGGACGAGGAGGAGGUGGAGAAGGAGGAGUCAGAGGUUCGUCAUCGUCGAAAAAGCAUACGUUCUGGUCGACUAUUCUCUUGAUUGGUCAGAUGUUGCAA